Arvicanthis niloticus (Nile rat) is the source of this 7159-nucleotide messenger RNA. It is a transcript of the gene Sh3rf3, whose product is annotated as SH3 domain containing ring finger 3. Lineage: Eukaryota; Metazoa; Chordata; Mammalia; Rodentia; Muridae. The record is from RefSeq and is a predicted model, not a curated record. Gene Ontology annotation, molecular function: protein binding.
ACCAUGUGAUCUUUAUGCAUUUGGGUUCUGUGGACACAAAAAACGACAUCUAAUUUAACAGCUUCAUAAUAAUGAGACUCAUUUUCCUUACAUGUGUAAUGAAGUUAAAGUAAUUAUUUCACAGGGUUGUUAAGAGCUUUAAAACAAUGCAGGUAUUACGUUGGCACUUAAGAAUCAGCAAAUUUUAUUUUCUCCCUAUAAAACGAGGAAAAGUGACACUCAGCUUCACAAACAACAGGGCGGCCCAGGCGGUAGGAGGGGCAUCCACACCACUUUGGAUGCUUGCCCUGGCAUCUCCCAGUUGUGCAUCAUCCGCUGGACCUUUGCCUGUGCCGGGUUCGAGAGCGUUGGGAACACGAGGGGGCCACCAGGGGGCAGCACGCGGCAAGAAAUCUUGUACGCCGACCGCAGCCCACCGCCAAACUUCCCUGCUGCUCCCGGUCCUCGUACGUACUUCCGUCGCUCUGACGCUCCCAGAAACCCGGGCAUCGGGAAGGAGCGCAAAUUCUCCCUCUCUGGAGCCUCACGAGGAAUAUCUGGAGCUGGGUUCAUCAGAGCACACCAGAGCGGGCGCUGGAGUCUUUCACCGCGCCGCCAGGGGCGCGGCGCCCGGCCAGGGUGUGCUGGCGCGUGGGCGUCGGCGUCAGUCACACAUCGGUGAUUCUGGAGAGGGCAGUCGGCCUCCCGAAGGAGAGUAGUCGCGGCCCGGGCAGACCCCUACCCCACCAUCUCCAGCUCCUUCCCCUCUCGCCCCAAGGGAGCACCUAUACCCACAGCUGUCACUUGUGUGUGCUGGCAGGAGAGGUGACACAAGCAAGUGUGCUCCCUGGAGUCGUCCAGAAGGAUGCCUGGGUGUCGGAUACGUCCUCAGGCUGCUCUCCAGCGCUGGCGAAGAAAGCAGUCGGGAUGAUGCUCACAAACUUUCCUUCGCGGAGGCGUUGAGAAGAAACGUCCCUUCCUGAAGCUCGCGGAGAACCCAGAGUCUGGCAUCCAGAGGGGACAGGGCCAAGCCUGCGUAGGGGAAGUUCUCCGGAGCCCGGGAGGUGGCCUAAAGGGAGAAGCCCCAAGGCAGGAGAGGUGUCCGCUUCCCAGCACCCCCGCUGUGACUGUGACCUCCGCGCCUCCCCACCGCGCCCCCCCCCUUCGCACACGUGCUGGCGGCCCAGGGACGAGGUCCAGCUGGGCUAGUUGAGCAAGGCGGCGGCGCCCUGGCAGCCCGAGGGCGCAUGGAGGCGCCGAGGGGGGCGGUGCAGCUCUCCUGCGGCGCGGGGGAGCGCGCACGCCGCGCCCCGGUCUCCCCGGGGACCUGGCCGGCCUCUCCCUGCACUUCCCGCUGCUGGGCUCCGGGGCGCGGGCGGCGCGGCGGCGCAGGUGUAGCCCGCAGCGGCGGGGCGCGCGCGUAGGAGGGCUGCUGAUUCCGCUCGGCUGGCUGGAGUUGCCUCGGGGCUUCGGAACUCCCGUGCCCGGCUCGCGGGCAGGCUCGGCGUGUCACUUUGCAAAUCGUGGAGGCCAGCGCCUCGGGCAGUCAGCGCACGCCGCGGGGGAGGACCGAACCCUGUUUAUUGACAGCGGCCGCCCGGGUUAGGCGCGAAUGCCCGCUCUCCUCGGCGGGCUAGGCUCUCGCUGCUGGACUUAGGCGGCUCGCUGGGCCCGCGCGGGCGCCUCCCCCAUGCUGCUUGGAGCGUCCUGGCUGUGCGCGUCCAAGGCGGCGGCCACCGCAGCUCGGGGUGAGGGCGAGGACAGGCAGGGUGAGCAGCAGAAGGGGGCUCAGGCGAGGGCUGAAGAGGAUAUGGACGAGUCAUCGCUGCUGGAUUUGCUGGAAUGCUCCGUGUGCCUGGAGCGCCUGGACACCACGGCCAAGGUGUUGCCAUGCCAGCACACCUUCUGCAGACGCUGUCUGGAGAGCAUCGUGUGCUCGCGCCACGAGCUUCGCUGUCCGGAGUGCCGCAUCCUGGUGGGCUGCGGUGUGGACGAGCUGCCGGCCAACAUACUGCUAGUGCGCCUACUGGAUGGCAUCCGCCAGAGGCCCCGCACGGGCGCCAGCCCCGGGAGCAGCCCUCCCGCGCGCCCGGGCCCCGGUACGUUCCCAGCGCUCGCAGGCGGCGCUGCAGGGGCGACAGGCAGCCCUCCACGUUCUCCGGUCCUUCUCUCAGCGGCGGCAGGCAGCUCUACCUCCAGUUUGUGCGACGUGGCGACUAAUAGGAGCGUGCCAGUGGCUAAGAAUCUUUCCCAGCUUCCCUAUGCCAAGGCCCUCUACAGCUAUGAGGGGAAAGAACCUGGUGACCUCAAGUUCAACAAAGGAGACAUCAUCAUCCUGCGACGCAAGGUUGACGAGAACUGGUACCACGGGGAGCUGCAGGGCACACAUGGUUUUCUCCCAGCCAGCUACAUCCAGUGUAUGAGGCCCUUGCCGCAGGCUCUGCCCCAAGGCAAAGCUCUUUAUGAUUUUGAGAUGAAGGACAGAGACCAAGACAAAGAUUGUCUGACCUUCACUAAGGACGAAGUUUUAACUGUGAUCCGGAGAGUGGAUGAUAACUGGGCUGAAGGCAUGCUAGGAGACAAGAUCGGCAUCUUCCCUCUCCUGUACGUGGAGCUCAACGACUCUGCCAAGCAACUCAUUGAGAUGGACAAGCUGUGCCCUGCCGCCACCACUGCAUACAACUACGAUGCUCUCUUGUCCUCUGAUCCCAGCACAGUAGCCAGUGUGGCCCCUGGUCCCACCCUAAGUAGCUCAGGGGCAGUCAGUGCCUUUCAACGACGCGUGGACAGCAAGAAGAAUGCCAAGAAGCGCCACUCCUUCACCGCGCUCAGUGUGACUCACAAGUCCUCACAGGCUGCCAGUCACAGGCACUCCAUGGAAAUUAGUGCUCCGGUGCUGAUCAGCUCCAGCGACCCACGUGCUGCAGCCAGGAUUGGGGAGCUUGCCCAUCUGUCCUGCACUGUACCCACCCAGGACUCCUCUUCAGCUGGACCUGUCCCCACAGCCAUCCCACGAGCUGCCGCGGUGGCUGGAGAGCAGGGCAUGUCUCCCAAAGUCCAGCUGCCCCUCAACGUGUACCUGGCCCUCUAUGCAUACAAGCCCCAGAAGAACGAUGAACUGGAGCUACGCAAGGGUGAGAUGUACCGCGUGCUCGAGAAGUGCCAGGAUGGCUGGUUCAAGGGAGCCUCGCUAAAAACCGGCGUCUCGGGGGUAUUUCCCGGGAACUAUGUGACACCUGUCUCCAGGGUUCCUGGAGGAGCAGCUGGGUCCCCCUGGAAUAAUGCGCUCGGAGGGUCUCCAUUGGCCAAGGGCAUGGCCACCAUUAUGCACCCCGGAGGAGGAAGUCUGAGCAGCCCAGCCACUGCCACCAGGUCUGCUGUGCCACUCACCAUACUACAGGACCAUACGCAGCACUCAGCCUCCUCCCUACCAACAGGCAGCUGCCUUCGGCACAUGGCUCAACCAACAGCCAGCCAGGCUGGGGUCACCACUAUCCCAACAGCUACCCAUCCCUCGGCCCAGGCCUUGGACCGGCCAACUGCCACCGUGUCACCCCUGCGCACUCAGACUUCUCCAUCCCGCCUGCCCAGCACCAGCCUCCGACCCCGCUCUGUGGCGUCCCCACAGCAUGGCCAGCAGUCCCCAGCACAGAUUUGUCCCCGGCCAGCCAUCCCUUUCACGUCAGCAGCCUCUGCCAUCACACCUCCCAACGUCAGUGCCGCCAACCUCAGCGGGGAGGCCGGAGGGACACUCAUCAGCGGCCUGCCCACACCCAGCCCCGUCAACGCGGGCUACAAACCAGAUGACAAGAAAAACGAGAAGAAGGAGAAGAAGAGCGGGCUGCUGAAGCUGCUGGCUGGGGCCUCGACCAAGAAGAAGUCACGCUCCCCGCCAUCUGUAUCUCCAACCCACGACCCCCAGUUGGCCAUGGAUACCUCUCUGCAGGGUGCCAUGGGCCCCGAAGUGUCUCCAUUGACCGUCCAUGGCAGGGCGGGUUCCUGCCCCAUAGAGAGUGAGAUGCAGGGUGCCAUUGGGUUGGAGCCACUGCACAGGAAAGCAGGCUCCUUGGAUCUGAAUUUCUCUUUGUCCCCUUCUCGGCAAGCAACUUUGUCCAUGGCUUCCAUUCGCCCUGAACCUAAGCCACUGCCCAGAGAGAGGUACCGUGUGGUGGUGUCCUACCCUCCACAGAGUGAAGCGGAGAUCGAGCUAAAGGAAGGUGACAUUGUCUUCGUGCAUAAAAAGCAUGAAGACGGCUGGUUCAAGGGGACGCUGCAGCGGAAUGGCCGCACGGGUCUCUUCCCAGGCAGCUUUGUGGAGAGCUUCUGAGGGCCGUUGCUCAUGGCCAGCUUCUGCUGUCCAGGGGAGAGUACCAAAGGAGACACUAUGUGAGCAGAGGAUACCUUAUCACCUAGGUCCAAGGUUCUUUCGAAAGUGCUGGCCAGAGACCAGCUGACCGGGGUGACAGCUCAGCUGUCAAGGCCACGUUCUCACGUGACAUCCUUAUUGGAAGAACAAAUGGGCAGUGGCGUGUUUGUGAAGGAAGGCGGUACCCUCAUAUGACGUCCUACUGGAAACACACGUGGGUGUCCUUCAAGACCAUGCCACGAGUCUGAGUGAUCAGUAGCACAGAAAACAUUACCCAUGUGGACAAUCGCACUACUACGCCACCCGGUGGCUAAAGCGUUAUUAGCUGUGUGAAAGGUUGGGAGCCCGGAAGGGCAUAGAGUGGGGCCAUCUGCUAGAGCUGACAGCAAGAAGAGCAUCUUCCCUGCCUGCCCUGGGUAUCAUUCCUCUAUAUACCUCUGUCACCUGCCAUUGGGCCCCACAGCCAGGGCAGUCAUGGUUCAGGAGCCUCAUAGAAGGGUUGUGAGUCUCCCAAGGUGUCCAGUGGGGUCCUGUGGGCACUGGAGCAGAAUCCUCACGGCUUUGUCUCCUACCAGGAUAGUGAGGCGCAGCAUCCAGUUCCACCGCCACUGUCUUCACAUUGCUUCCUUCUUACAGCACACCUUUUUAAUGUACAACUCCUAGACUUUCUAUAUUUCUAAUAGGUCAGACGCUGCAUAUUUUUCAUACAUCUGGUGCUGAUUUUUUGUAAAACUAGAAACCAACCUGAGUAAGCCUCAAGGGGGGAAAAAAGAAGAUAACAUCAAAGGAAAGUUUUAUAUAUUUCCCAAAUAGAGUUUGGAGCAUAUUGAGGAAUUCCUAUCUAUAAUAUCAAAAUGUUGGCUGGUGCUCCACAAGGCGAGUGGGAGGGUCUGCCAUGAGGGGUGCAUGGAAUUGGAGAGUCUUUCCUGGCUGUUGGAAAUAGCCUAAACCACAAGCUCCAUCUAGACAGGAGUGAUUAUGAUUAAAAUACUGGAAACCUAUUAAGGAAUGGAUACUGCCUUUUUGUGUGGCAGAAAACACACACAGACAGACACACACAAACACACAUAUACACAGACAAGACAAACACACUGACCCCAGAAGCUUCCUUUGAUUGCUUUAGAGAGAAUGACUAAAAAUAGCAUCCUUAAAGCAUGUCUUGCUGCCAGAAUGCAGCUUUUACGAUAGCGCAGAUCCACUAUCUGGCAAAGUUUUUUUUUUUUUUCUCCUUUUCAAAAAUAAAUAGCUUGCGCUAUGAGGCCAGUCUAACUCCAUCUGCUAGAGACCAAAGGUACAAUGACGACACAGCCUGAUGCUUGACUGUAGGCUUACAGGGCUGCAGACACUGGAAAAGAUGAGGGCUAGUCUCUGACUCUGCGGCCUUACUGUAAGCUCAGUGUCACAACAGCUGCCCAGGAGGCUGGGCUGGCCUGAACGGCUAUCAGGAGGUGUGAGUGUCACACUUUAGGAACUCAAAUUUAGGAAUUAUUUUUUUUUCAAAAAAUUCUCAAAAAUAGCAAUUUGUGAGCCUCUGUGUACAUUUUUAUAAAAUCACGCAGCCCUGUGUUAAGCUUUUGGUAGCAGAAGCUAUUGCUGCUUUUCCUAGUAAAAUAAAGACCAUUUAUCCUCAGUAUUCCUAUUUGGGGAUAUGACUGACUAGUUGUGACUGCUGGGUGGCUACCACAUGGACACAAUCACGCCCAGAGACAGUCUCAGCCCCUCCCAGGUGAUAGCACACUUACUGGACAUAGAAAACUGUUCUGCGCCAAAGAGAUGUGCUAGCUCAGACACAGGCAUCCCGGUAUGCAGGCUCGGGGACAGCUCAGUGGCAUGGUAUCUACUCAGUGUCACUGCUAAAUUACUUGGCCAUCCAUGCACAAACAAUCUAGGUGUGGUUCCCUCCAUGCUGUCACCAUGGAGGUAAACAGAUCUACAUCCUGUGUGAGCCAUGUUUUCAGUGGAACCAGAGCUAACUCCAGAUCCCAGACAAUUAAAAAGUCCCCUUUCCUCGUAAACAACAUCACCGUUGAGCCAACAGAACAGAUGUAACUUGGAGUCGUCCUCCUUCCUUGUGCUGUCUGCUUUGUGACAGAGGAAGUAGCAGCUUCUUAGACAGCUCAGGAAAGGAUCAAAGUAUCUUUGGAAAACACCAGCUAGACCCUCUCCUAGCUAAGUUUACACAGGGACCACCUUGGGGAGGGAAACAGGGCUCUGGGGCUCAUUCUCAGGUGGGGCUUUUUGAGAUACACAAUGAGCCCCAUGGUCUGAGUUAUUAUGAAUACUCUCAAGCCCUUUGGCCUUCAAAAUCACAUUUUCCACAGUCAAUGACAGAAGCGAGUCACCUUUCCUAAGGUUAUCUUCCCUUGAGGACACAUGUAUUGGCUACCAAAAUGAAGCCAGCACCUCAUCUAGAACCUUCUCAUUCCGUCCUGGCCAGCAGCAUGUGCCCCUUCCUCAGACACUCAAAUUUGGUGGUCACUUGGGUUUCAUUCAAUAGUUCUCAGCCCUUCGCAUAGAGGGCCAGCAAGGAGACAGGACAGUCUAGGCCCCAGAGGACUGAUGAAACACAAGAGACAAGAUGGUCUAUAGUGAGGCGUAAUUACAAGAUGGGGCACCCCAGAAUCAGCCCAGUAGACGUGGAAGCCCUUGUACUUUGCACAACACACACCGAGACAGACACGUGCACACGUGUCUCCUACCCCCACAUACGUUUUUAUUAUACACCGAUGUCAGUGUGUGAUUUUAGAUGAAUUGACAGUAGUGGCCAACUCUGAUGCCUGUGUUUCUGAGUCUUUAAAUAAAAACGAACAUGGA